UGGUUGAUCGUUUCCGGCAAUCCCAGGCGAAUAUGACUGCCUGAUGGCCAAGGCAGCAACCGGACAAGCUUCUCCAGCCAAGCUUCGCAUAUCAAAGGGUUUCUGGCCCCGUCUGAAGUCUGUUCGAACCCUGUUUGGCGGCUUGAGCCGGUCGACAGCGGCGUGAACCUCGGGACUCAUUCGGGAAAACAGACACUACUACUAGCAUUCCAGAGAUUGACUUUCAGAAAAAAAGUCUCUCCGCAUUGAUUUAUUUAGCCGAGAAUGUUGAGCUUAUGCCUCUCACGCGGAGAAAGCCGACGUUGCACGUUGAUCCAGGCUGGAGCCACGCUGAUUGGAUCAGAAAAAAAAGCCUCGAGGAGACUCCGGCGAACUCGUACAAAGCGAGACUGCCACAGUAUCAGUCUGUCCCAGAUGAGUUACCAAUGCGGAUAUACUCCGGUGGCGCGCUCCGGAGACAGCCAAAGCAGGACUAGGAGCCAUUCCGGGCUUUGGAUCCAGUAUGGAAAGGGAAAGGCGUUAUCAGCUCUGAAAACUCCGCCCAUAGAGAAGUUCGAGAAAGCGGCCGGUCCAAUAGGAGAGGCAUUCACCAAUCCGCGCAGGCUCUGGGGUUACAUUGCCGAUUGGUGGUGGGUGUUAUUCACUGAUAACAAGACUAAAAUUGUAGUGUCGCAUGUCGCCAGGGUCCGGGUUACUCGCGUGCCAAUUUCUUAGUCUUUAAAAUGUUGGUUCUUCUUUUUUCUCCCAUCUUUUCUUCUCUUUAAAUUUUUCCCUCUUAACACUCCAUUCUUUUGUGUUCUGUGUUG
Messenger RNA from Aspergillus glaucus CBS 516.65, 806 nucleotides. RefSeq lists its product as uncharacterized. The transcript is spliced from 2 exons. Lineage: Eukaryota; Fungi; Ascomycota; Eurotiomycetes; Eurotiales; Aspergillaceae. The record is from RefSeq and is a predicted model, not a curated record. Bases 265 to 714 code for a protein of 149 amino acids.